Molecule: messenger RNA, 2053 nt
Organism: Drosophila simulans
Lineage: Eukaryota; Metazoa; Arthropoda; Insecta; Diptera; Drosophilidae
Product: membrane metallo-endopeptidase-like 1
Exons: 1
Coding region: 55-1971 (638 amino acids)
Biological process (GO): protein processing
Cellular component (GO): plasma membrane
Molecular function (GO): metalloendopeptidase activity
Source: RefSeq, a predicted model, not a curated record
UUGUAUUAUUAACCGACGACUGGAUGGCAAAAGUUCAGUGCGCUCGCAGCUAUUAUGUGGAUUAUCUGCCUCUUGCUGUUGCCCCUUGUGGCGGCCAGUUCCAAUACAAGACUUCUAAAUGGCAUCCUUAAUCAUGUGGACAAGGAGGCCAAUCCCUGUGAGAACUUCUACAACCACGCCUGCGGCCAGUACAACAUGCGUCACAUGGACGACACCUUUUUCGACAUUAUACAGAUGCUGGAUCACCAGGUUAACCAGAACUUGGUGAAAGUAAUGGACGAUCUGGAACUGAGUUCUCAAUCGCCGGACUUUAAUGUAUCUAGUGUAGAUGGCAAGGUCCUUCGCUACUACCUUAGUUGUCGUGGAGCGCCGCGGAAUAUGGAUAGUUUAAGCGAGUAUCUGAAAGUGAUUUCCCCCGGCGAAGGACUCACAUGGCCUCAGUUCAUUCCGGACGGUAGUUCUUGGCCCCAGGAAAAUUUCAAAUGGCUCGAGACACUGGCUCAUCUGCAUCGCUACGGUCUAACUAACGUGUUUUUCAACCUUGAAGUCGUGUCGAACCCACGAAAUGCCACCGAGUACAUGGUAGAAUUGAAUACCCCCACUUUCGGAGAAGAAUCUCAACUGCCAAACAGUUUUAUUGAAAUUCUAUCCGUUCUGUAUGUCAUGAAGGUUCCUUCUAGUGAAAUCAUUACUCUGGCUCGAAAAAUACGAACGCUUGAAUUGUCGCUUAAAACGAUGAUCAAUCCGAUCGACAGACCGAAUAAUAGAUACAUUAGUAUCCGCGAUUUUGAGAUGGAAACCGGUCACAACUGGCAGCGUUUCUUUGAGAUUUUAAUAGGUUCCAGCGCCGCCCCAGAACUCCAAGUGUUGGUGCGCAAUUUUAGGUACUUUACCAGCCUUAAGGAACUAAUGGACAAGCAGGAUGCCCGGCUGGUGGCCAGCUACAUAAUGACCCGGUUUGCAAUAUUUCUAUUUGAUGAAACCACGGGUGGCAGAGAAUCCGCGGAGUGUGUGUCACAGAUGCGCCGCAACUUGAAUUUGGCUGCAAGCAUGCUCUAUAAGGAACGAUUUUUCGAACACUCCGCUUUCAGUGGCAAUGUCCUGGAAAUUAAGGACAUUUUCGAGAAACUACGCCAUCAGUUUCUGCUGCAAGUCGAUCAAAAUCAUCUAGAGUUGACUGCUUUGCAGAAGAAAUUCGUCGUUCGAAAGGCAGAGGCAAUUGAGAUCAACGUUGGGAAUCUUCCAAAAACCGAUAAUCUUCGCCAGUUCGUCGGCCAGUACUACCAAGACCUGCAGUUUCCCACUGGCGAGCUGGAUUACCAUCAGCUGCAUCUCAAGGUGCUGCAGUUUCGCACCCAAAAGAUGUUGGCCCAAAUCCAGCAAAGGGCACUCAGAGGAGCCGAAUAUUUUGACUUACAGGAGCCAAGCAGCGCCAUUGCCUCCACCUCGUACUAUGUGAUGCGCCCCAAUGUGAUUAUUGUCCCACUUGGGCUACUGCAGGAGCCAUUCUUUCAGCUGGAAAGCGAUGAUGUCUUCAAGUACAGCCUGAUGGGAUAUAUUUUGGCACAUCACUUGAUAAGCGCCUUUGCCACCGAGGGCAUUACAAUUGGCAGCGAUGGAAACGAUCAACCAUUCAGAUCGCAUCGUUUCGAAGAAGCAGUCAGUUGCUUGUCACGCAAUGCAGACAACAUCGAUGAAACCAUGGGCGAUAUUGCCGGUCUAGAACUGGCCUAUUCUACUUAUGCCAAGAUGGCCAAGAAUCGAAACCGUUUGGAUUUCACCCAUUUGCCACCGGAGCAGAUAUUCUUCCUAAAUGCCGGCCAGUUCUUCUGCGGCAAUAGCGAUAUGUUGGUUCAGUACAAGGAAGAUCAAGUGCGUUUACAGAGAGCUAUCGAAGGGUUUGAGCCAUUUGACAAGGCUUUUGGGUGCAACCGCAAUAAGCCUCAGCACGAGAAGUGUCGUUUAUGGUGAAUACCCUGCACAUAUGCUUAGAAAUACAUUUAUUUUGGAUAACACUAAUACAAGACAAUCGUGUUAAAAUAAAAAGGUUGUA